AUGGCGGUGGCCGACUUGGGAUGUGCUCCACCUUGUGCACGACUGAUCCUCGGGCUGCUCAAGGUCGUCCUGGGGAGGAAUUAUUUCCUGUUUGGGGACGACCUCUAUUGGCAGAGGAGGGGCACGGCGAUGGGAUCGAAUGUGGCCCUGACUUAUGCCAAUAUCUUUAUGGGGCGGUUCGAGGAUCGGUACGGGUCCAGUUUUGAAUGUGGAAAAUGUUUUAUAUAUAAAUCGGUACUUGCCACACAUCAGAAAACUCACACAGGGGAGAAGCCAUUUUCAUGUUCAGAAUGUAGAAAAUGUUUUAGAUAUAAUGCAGAACUUGUCACACAUCAGAGAAUUCACACAGGGGAAAAGCCAUUUUCAUGUUCAGAAUGUGGAAAAUGUUUUUACAGUAAAUCCCCUUUUGUUCUACAUCAGAGAAGUCACACAAGGGAAAAGCUAUUUUCAUGUUCAGAAUGUGAAAAAUGUUUUAAUCAGAAAUCAGAUCUUGUUACACAUCAGAGAAGUCACACUGGAGAGAAGCCAUUUUCAUGUUCAGAAUGUGAAAAAUGUUUUACAGAUAAAUCAUCUCUAUUUAAACAUCAGAGAAUGCACACAGGGGAGAAGCCAUUUUCAUGUUCAGAAUGUGGGAAAUGUUUUCCCCGCAAAUCAGCUCUUGAUAGACAUCAGAGAAUACACACAGAGGAAAAUACAUUUUUAUGUUCAGAAUGUGGGAAACGUUUUCCCAACAAAUCAGCUCUUGAUACGCAUCAGAGAAUUCACACAGGGGAGAAGCCAUUUUCAUGUUCAGAAUGUGCGAAAUGUUUUCAACGUAAAUCACAUCUUGUUAGUCAUCAGAGAAUUCACACAGGAGAGAAGCCAUUUUCAUGUUCAGAAUGUGCGAAAUGUUUUCAACGUAAAUCACAUCUUGUUAGUCAUCAGAAAAUUCACACAGGGGAGAAACCAUUUUCAUGUUCAGAAUGUGGUACAUGUUUUCACCAUAAAUCAUCUAUUGUUAUACAUCAGAGAAUUCACACAGGAGAAAGGCUAUUUUCAUGUUCAGAAUGUGGGAAACGUUUUCUCUAUAAAUCACAUCUUGUUGUACAUCAGAGAAUUCACACAGGAGAGAAGCCAUUUUCAUGUUCAGAAUGUGGGAAAUUUUUUCAACGUAAAUCACAUCUUGUUAGUCAUCAGAGAAUUCACACAGAGGAGAAGUCAUUUUCAUGUUCAGAAUGUGGGAAAUGUUUUCACCAUAAAUCAACUCUUGUUAUACAUCAGAGAAUUCACACAGGAGAGAAGCCAUUUUCAUGUUCAGAAUGUGGGAAAUGUUAUCACUGUAAAUCAACUCUUGUUAGACAUCAAAGAAUUCACACAGGGAGAAGCCAUCUUCUUGAUUAGCCCGUUAGUGACUGCCCCUACUUGUUUGAUGGGGGUCACUAAUUGGCUUUAAUUCAUCAGAUAUGUUUUUUUUUAGGGCUCAUACACAUGGUAGUAUAGCCGAGGUGCCCGUACUGCGGACCAGAAACAAAAGGUCUUCAAUAUACAGGCACCAACCAUGUGCACUCCAUAUCACAGAUGGAUGCAGACCCAUUGACUUGAAUGUGUCUGAAUUCCGCAAGAUACAGCAAGGUUUGGAGCAGAGGCACAGAUCAAAGCUCUUCCGUGGGAUUUCAGUCCGUGCAUCCGCAUCACAAAAAAAAAGAACAUGUUCUAUUUUUUUGCGAGGCUUAAUGUAUCUUGCGGAUCGUGGACCCAUUGAAGUGAAUGGGUCUGCUUUCGCAAGUGGCGUGCACUUUUCCGGUGCCCGUGCAUUGCGGACUGUUCGUGUGCAAGAGCCCUUUUAAAGAGCUAAAACAUCACCUUGCUUUCAGCUACCAGAGGUAGUUUAGGGCUUGGAGGGGUGAGAGCUGCCCAAACACUGUGAGAGCUCCCCAAAUAUUCAUGGUCUCCUGUAUUGAAUGAAUACUGGUGAUCAAAGGACAGAUCCAAUUUUAUAUAUCUCCUG
Messenger RNA from Bufo bufo (common toad), 1987 nucleotides. RefSeq names its product zinc finger protein OZF-like. NCBI's taxonomy places the organism in Eukaryota, Metazoa, Chordata, Amphibia, Anura, Bufonidae. Gene Ontology annotation, molecular function: DNA-binding transcription factor activity; RNA polymerase II cis-regulatory region sequence-specific DNA binding. The record is from RefSeq and is a predicted model, not a curated record. Gene Ontology annotation, biological process: regulation of transcription by RNA polymerase II. The transcript has 2 exons. The coding region runs from base 1 to 1380 and encodes 459 amino acids.